This is a messenger RNA of Carassius auratus (goldfish), 1915 nucleotides long. Its product is annotated as complement factor H-like. The coding region runs from base 61 to 1812 and encodes 583 amino acids. Lineage: Eukaryota; Metazoa; Chordata; Actinopteri; Cypriniformes; Cyprinidae. The transcript has 12 exons. The record is from RefSeq and is a predicted model, not a curated record.
GAGUUUCAGAGACUCCAAAAAAAAAAAAAAAAAAAAGUAUUUGUAUGAGCUGAGCUCAGAAUGAGAGUUCCUGUAAAACUCCUCGGCUUUGGCUUUUGGUUGUUUUUCUUAAAUUGUGUCCGAUGUCAAGAAUGUCUUCGAGGGUACAUUAAAUAUGAAAACACAGAGCCAGUUGAGAAAGCUUCAUAUGCUGAUGGUGAAACAGUGAAAGUGAUCUGCGUGACAGGUUAUACUGGCUUUUAUAAAUUAAAAUGUGUAAAAGGAGAAUGGAAAAAAACCAUUGAGCGACCAUGUGCAAAGAAAAAAUGUAAUCAUCCAGGCGACACACCAAACGGUAGUUUUGAACUUACAGAGGGGAUGGAGUUUGUUUUCGGAGUAACAGUGAUGUAUACGUGCAAGAAAGGGUAUGAAAUGACAAGCAGUAUCAAUCAUCGUACCUGCAGAACUGAAGGAUGGGACAACACUGUCCCUGUCUGUGAGGUGGUGAAAUGUCCAGCCAUCCGAACAGAUGAGGGGGUGACUGCGUCGGGUAACACAGAGGAGGGAAGUUAUGGUGAUGUUAUUCGCUUCGAGUGUGUAUCUUCUGACAAAAUGAUAGACGGAAGUAGUGAAAUUCACUGCCAAGAGACGGGAAAAUGGAGUGACGUUGUUCCAAAGUGCAAAGCAAAGCAGAAAUUGUGUCCUGAUCUAUCCGUGGAAAAUGGGUUCAUACACAUCCACCCCUCCAACAAGGAAAAAAUAUUUUACUCCUGCAACACGGGUUAUAAACCAUUCUCUGGGAACUGGUGGGGUUCAGUGACAUGCACAAAAGAAUCUCAAUUUGAAGAGCCUCGCUGCAUCCUGGAGGAAGAAUGUGGUGCUCUUCCCAGUGUUCACCAUGGAAAACUAACCCUUCGUGAUCAAGAAACUGCUGAUGUGAAAUGUGAUCCAGGGUUCAUGUCAACUGAACGCUCCAUAAAAUGCACCAAUGGUAGAUGGGAGAAACCAGUGUGUAAGGAGGUGCAUUGUGACAUUCCUCCAAAUGUGGAAAAUGCAGUCAUAAUAUCUGAACCUGAAGAAUUCUAUGUACCUGGAUCUACCGUAACAUACGUAUGUCGAAGCUCAUACUUAAUGAAUGAGAAAAGUACAGUUGUCUGCCGCAGAGGAACAUCGGAAAAACCACCAACAUGUCAAGGACAGAGAGAAAUCACCUGUCAGUCAAAUGGAGAAUGGAGCAGCCCUCUUUAUAAAUGUGAAGAAACAAAAUGUGUUGCACAUCUAGCAGAGAACAUUAGAUCAGAUGAACAUCGGGGGUCUGAGGUCUCAGUUAGACAAGGACAGACAAUAACUCUUUCAUGUGUUAAGAGUGGAUCUGCAUUACAAGGACAGAGCAAAAUCACCUGUCAGUCAAAAGGAGAAUGGAGCAGCGCUUUUCCUAAAUGCAUCAGUCAGACCACCAGAUGUGGACCACCACCACACGUGAACGAUGCAGAUACAACAGAACUGAAAAAAGAUGAAUACACUACAGGAGAGAGAGUUGAAUACAGCUGCUUUAGUAAAUACACAUUGGAUCUGCGUCCACCUUUCUCCAGAUUCUUGACCUGUGAUCAAGGAGAAUGGAGGGGGAAUAUUAAGUGUUUAAAGCCCUGUACAGUGACUGUGGAGGAAAUGAAUAGAAGAGGGAUAGAGCUGGCCUAUGUUAAUCGGCAAAAGAUGUUCGCACCCCAUAAUGAUUACAUCAGCUUUGCGUGUAAGAGGGGCAAAUAUUCAGUAGGUGUUCCCCUGAGACAACAGUGUAAUGAUGGACUGAUGACUUUACCUGAGUGUGAGUGAUGGUGAGAAUAAAGUAUAAAGUGUAGCAUCAGCUGUACUACUAAGCAAAAACAAGUGGAGCUGAUCAAAAUAAAAAAUAAAGAUUUUUACCAAAAAAAAAUAA